AUGCGACUCGAUGCCAACGAGCUCGACUGCAACGAUCAUACUCUAGAAGUUGUCAGCUGUGUCGAAGGGAGGCAGUUGGUUGAGAAGGGACACAUCUUGGACGCUCUAUGGGAUGGACGGGCGAUGGUCCCAGCCACGCCCUCAAUCACGGCAGCCAGAGUAAUUAAGGCACCGACCAUCACAGAAAACAUUCUGCUGGGAAAGCGCAUCUUGAGAAAUUGUUCUGCCUUUCUACGCUUCCCGGUCUCUCGACAAUUUGAGUUGGCGAUCACGUUCACGAUGGCCGAUGCCCCGCCCUCAACCAUAGUCGGCUGCCUCCUCGAAGUGUCCGCAUCCAUGCGUGAAGCUCUCGAGACGGAUGACUCUGAUGAGCGAGCAGCCGAUCGGCUCACCGCGGUCCUCCGUACAGCUCUAAAGCUCGCCCAGUCACAGAACUAUUACAAGUCUGAAGCUCUGAUAUUUGUCAGCGUUUCGGCCUUGAUAACAACAAAGAACACCCGAAAGCAAUCGACCUAUGCGAAGCUGCCGAUGUGCUACUCAGACUUGCUGCCGAUCCACGUUCUGAAGAAGAUUUCAGAUGGUCAGGCGCGCAUCAUCGACGCAUGCUUGACGCGGCAUCUAACUGAAAUUGAUGACCCGGGUUAA
Messenger RNA from Colletotrichum lupini, 645 nucleotides. RefSeq lists its product as uncharacterized. The record is from RefSeq and is a predicted model, not a curated record. The coding region runs from base 1 to 645 and encodes 214 amino acids. Lineage: Eukaryota; Fungi; Ascomycota; Sordariomycetes; Glomerellales; Glomerellaceae. The transcript is spliced from 5 exons.